Messenger RNA from Acaulospora colombiana, 312 nucleotides. The record is from the annotation of a GenBank genome assembly. NCBI's taxonomy places the organism in Eukaryota, Fungi, Glomeromycota, Glomeromycetes, Diversisporales, Acaulosporaceae.
AGCUAUAGUGCCCUCGCGACCGUCGGAGAACACGACACUUUUUCGGGAGGUAUCAGUGGAGAGUACCCAUUGAGUGGAAAAGGAAGCAUGGCCGGCGGCGAAAUGGCAAAUGGACAACUCAUGAGUGCUGGGCCAAUGGGUGGCAAGGGUCACGUUCCUCUCCGAGAUGUGGGCGAAGAGAUGGAGGUGAGGGACGCGGAAGGACGUUAUCGACACGCGAGGCGGGCUCCAGUCGAUGAGUUUACCCUUCAACCGAUCCGACGUGUUAGCAAGGCUGGUUUGGAGACGACAUGGGAAGGCAAAGGCCUGUAA